This is a messenger RNA of Gadus chalcogrammus (walleye pollock), 4402 nucleotides long. RefSeq names its product vasorin b (gene vasnb). Lineage: Eukaryota; Metazoa; Chordata; Actinopteri; Gadiformes; Gadidae. Gene Ontology annotation, biological process: negative regulation of transforming growth factor beta receptor signaling pathway. The record is from RefSeq and is a predicted model, not a curated record. Bases 479 to 2551 code for a protein of 690 amino acids. Gene Ontology annotation, cellular component: extracellular matrix; plasma membrane. The transcript has 3 exons. Gene Ontology annotation, molecular function: transforming growth factor beta binding.
GUAGGUAUGCUGUCGUCGGUGCAGAAGGAGCGAGCUCUCGUGUGGCGCGGUCCUUAGCCCCUCCCCUUCUGCUGCUCAAAACUUGGGCUGAGUUCACCGAUGAGGCGCUUUUGUCUCGGGGUCAGCACACGCAGCAGUUCGGCUCUCCGUGGGACAUUCGUACGCAUUCCUUUACGCGGAGGUUUCGGCGAGGCUAAAAGCGCUUGACGGAUUUUCAGCUAGACGCUUGAGAAGUGGUACAAGUCCACUACUUUGGACAGCAGUGCACACGGACAGCUUGAGGGACGUGACUUAUUGCGGUGCGCACUCCGCUUGGAUUACGCGCUGGACCGGUAGAGAUCCAUGAAGACGCUACCGACCCUACCUCUCUGGCCGCUACGAUAGACGUCCAGACUUCACUCGGAGGGAGUUGGUGAGGAGACGCCUCAUCCUGAUUGGGCUGAGCGGGGGGAAGGAGAGAGAGAGACACACUGCCAAGAUGAAGGUCCUCCUCACUCCGCUGACUCCCCUGUUCCACCUUCUGCUUCUUCUCCUCCUACCGGACGCUGCCUUGCCAAGCGACUGCCCGAAGGACUGCUCCUGCUCCACUCUGGAGUCCAUCUUCUGCUUCCAGCGGCAUUCACCCACCAUCCCUCAGGGGGUCCCCCCGGCCACGCAGAACCUCUACCUCUUCUCCAACGGCAUCGAGGGACUAACCGAGGAGGACUUUGACGGCCUGGAGAGCCUUGAGAUGCUGGACCUCAGUCAGAACAAGCUGACGGCGCUUCCCGAUAGGGUGUUCCAGCCCUUGAUCUCCCUGAGGAACCUGGACCUGAACUCCAACCAGAUCACGUACAUCUCCGAACACUGCUUCCACGGCAUGCCUCUUCUGGAGCGGCUCUACUUGUACAGCAACCACAUCAAGACCAUCCACCCGGCGGCCUUUAGUGGCUUGGAGCAGCUGAUAGAGCUCAAGCUACAGGGAAACCAGCUUACUACACUGCCGGCGCUGUCCUUACCCAGGCUGAGGCUGCUGGACCUCCGCUAUAAUGUGUUCCCGAUUCUCGGUCCGGAAGACCUCAAGACCCCGAACCUCGAGUCCCUGAGGUUGGCGGGAGUCGGGCUCACCCACCUCGAUGAUGAGCUCAUGGCCAGUCUGGGUAAUCUCCAUGAUCUGGACAUAUCAGAGAAUCAACUGGAGGUGUUCCCUCCGGCGCUGAAGGAAGCAAGAGGGCUGAUCCACCUCAGCCUCGGAGGGAACCCCAUGGGACCCCUGGAUGUAAAGGAUCUGCAGAAUCUGGGGGAUCUUCACGAGUUGGACAUCAGCAGCCUGAGUUUACAGGGUCUCCCCGAGGAAUUCCCGAAGCUUUUCCCCCACUUGGAGAAACUAAAAGUAGCAGAGAAUCCCUUCAACUGCCUGUGCAACCUUGCAUGGUUUCCAAACUGGCUGAAGACCAAGGGAAUUACCCUGCACAGAACCGAGGAGACCCGCUGCCACUUCCCCCCGAUAAAUGCUGGGAAGGUUCUGCAGAGGAUGGAGCACAGUGAGUUUGGUUGCCCUAUUACGACCAGAGUGACCACCACCACGGUCAAGACCACCACCACCGCAGCUGACCCUGUGACCCUCCCCCUAAGUACAUCUGAGGCUUUUCUCGAUCCGAUGCCCAGCGACUACUCCUUGGACCCGGAAGACGACAAUUCUUUGCCACCCGUCCAUGCCAGCCCCAGCAGCAGCAGCGGCAUUGACAAUGAGAUGCAGCCGACUUCGUGCCAUCCCAACGCCUGCUCUAACGGUGGACUGUGUCGGCUGGACCGACGCGGCCAGGUAGCAUGCGCCUGUCAACCCGGCACCUCGGGCGUCUACUGCGAGAUCCCCCGUCAUCAUUCACCCUCCGUGCCUGAGGCCGAGGUGUCCAUGGCAACGGUCAUCUCGGACACAGCGGACAUCAGCUCCCGGGCCGUGACCUCGACCACCAUACGGCUGGACCUUCACCGCUACAUCGAGAGGCGACCGUACAUCCGUGGAAUCCGCCUGACCUACCGGAACCUCUCGGGGCCCGACCGCCGGCCGAUCGACCUGAGCGUUCCCGCCAACUACCCGGAGUACACCCUCAGAGGCCUGAAGCCAAACUCCACGUACGCCGUGUGCGCCAGGCCUCUGGGCACCCCUAUCGGUAUGGACAGUUCCUGCACUGAGGCCCGCACGGUGGGCCAGCAUCAGAGCACCGUGGGGGCCCGCGUAGAGGACAAGCGGUUGACCACCAUGCUAGUGCCGGCCCUGGCCAUCUUGUUUUCACUGGUGCUGAUAGCAGCGGCCGUGGGGCUCGUUUGCUACCUCCGCAAAAGAAGGGGCAAAGGCCACCUGAACCACCUGGACUGCGAGCCCUCCCAGCUGGAACUGGAGGGCGUGCGGACCAGCCUAGACAAUGGGGAGCUGCCUAAGAAGCAGCCCGAGGCCUUGAGUCCCGAGCCUGCCGUUCAGAACGGUAACCUGGAGUAUGAGGAGCUGCUGCUCCAGGAUCACUGCACCUCGAACAACAAUAUGUGCACGCACAAGCCCAGCUACUUCUGACAGCUCGGACUGCACUGCACUGGGGAGACUGACUGGGGGCGUUCUGUUGUGGUGUGCUGGCGGCGUCUUGGCAACUGCUCUGGGCGAUAGCAGUGGCAGUGGGCGGGACCGGCCAUCCAGGAACAGAGAUGCGGAAGAUUAAAGACGUUGUAAAUAUAAAGUGUUUGUCUAACUGGACAAUAAACAAAGAGAUUGGAGAUAAUAAAAAAAGGGAUAUUCCCUUAAAUAUGAUGUAGCUGACUUCUGCAGUUUCCUACCAGAUGGACAACCCCCUCAGAUUGAGGGCUAUAGAUUGAAAUUGAGGGUUAAAUUAUGCCAGAGGUGGGUCCCUAUUAGUAGUAAAGAGGUGUGCACUGAUAUUGGGCUGUGCUGCCAUUUCCCAGUUGUAACAACUGAUCUAAACCCCGUUAAUAUGAUGGGUUGUAUUUUUGCUAUGUUGAAGCACCCUCAGCACUACCUUAAAGGAGUCGUGCUUGCUGUGAAUGACCUCUUUUGUCACCAAAUGAAGCGUUGUCGAAGACGGCUCCACCGCGCAUUGCUCUCUUGUAUAGCUUCCUUCGGCUCUACUGCUUUUGUACAAAUACAAUUUCUAAUGUUAUUUUUUUUAUAAGUGUCUGUGUUGUUUUUUUCUCUCUUGUUAAAACAAUGUGACUGUGCAGCCUUCCACCCCUAUCUCUUGUGACUCACCGACAGACAAAACAUCAGAUUAAAAUCUUUGAAGAUUAAAAAUGCAUUUUGUACCAACAGAGUCAAUCAAAGGGCUUUGCCUGCAGAAUGUCAGACGGUCUAAGUAGCUGUUAAGUCCGGCCUGACUCAAGGCUAAGUCCCCUUCCUCAUUCUUCAGCACUCACCCUCCCUUUCCUCCAUUGAGAAGAUUCCAAACGUUACAAAGGGAAACUCAUCCCCGUAUUUAGUUUCAACUGUGAUGCAUACCAAAAUGUAACUAUACCAGAAAGCUGAGAACGGAGAGAUAACGUCCGAUACUGUAUUGUUGAUUCAUGCUACAAGGCACCCGAAUUAUACUGCUCACAACUCACACAGAACAGAUAGUGUGUUUGUGUGUACUUUCAUUCCCUGGGGUACGACAUUUGCUUCUGUGGCAUAUUGCCUAACACCAUAAAAAGUUGGUUUUAGUCUCGCUCAUUUUAAAACGGCUCCAGCUCCAGAUGUAGCGUGGUAACUCCAUAGUGUUGUGCUCUUAAUUUAAUCAUUCUGAGGCGAGUCGGAGACCUCAAAAACAUGGUGACCCAGACACACUGGGAUGUCAAACCGUUUAGGAUUAACAAAGAGGUUCACGCUCUCUAUGGUGGCAAGCUUGCUUGCUUGCCUGUGUGUGUGUGUGUGUGUGUGUGUGUGUGUGUGUGUGCGUGUGCGUGUGCGUGUGUGUGUGUGUGUGCGUGUAGGUGAGUGUGUGUGAGGUCUGUCAACAAACUGUGAUAAUGCAGGAGCUUGUCCAGUCACGUCUUUAAGAGACGCGCAGACAUAAAGUUACCACUAGAUAUGUGUCUCUCAGUGUCACUCAUGAGAGAGCACACUGAAUACCUGCACACACAAUACGAUGUGUAUGUGCCGGAAUGUAGACACACCACACUGCAGUUUUUCCUUGGAUUCAAUCACAACCAAAUGGCCAAAAAAAACAAAACAUCAAACUGGAAUAUUUGUCCGCUAAUUAGUUUACAUUGAAAACCACGCACAGUAUUUUCAAUGGGAUCGUUAAUUUUCCCUGUUUACUUUGGGAAGCUCUUACUUGUAAAGCUCUGUUGUUGCCUUUUUGUAUACAGUGAACAUAUUUGUAAAAGUGGAAAAUAUUGAUAUGUAAAAUAAAAUAAAAAGAUUAUACAUAAAAAUGAA